AGAUCACAAACCAUUCUAACGGGACCUUUCUAUAGAAGGGCCCUACCAAUUCCCUCCACCUCAAAUUCAAUGGAAGAAAACUAAUAAUUAACGUAAAGAUAAAGGCAUUAGACAACCACAAAAGAAGUUUUUUUUUUCCCUCCUUUUUCUUUCCGACCGUUGCAAAUGCAAGCUCUGGUUUUCAAUAUCUAACCAUCCUUUUUCCUUAUGGAUUAGAGACCAAGAGCUAUAUAUCUCCUUACAUUCGAGAACCUCCGAGAAGUGGAGCAGGCCGGCAUCAAUUCGAUCAAGAAAUGGCAGAGGUUACACCCCUGCAAAAUUCCCACCAGCACAAUCGAAUCUUUCAGCCACUGUUAGACGAUGCUUCCGACCCAGUUACUCCGCUUCUUUCGUGGAGCUCAGACUUGGAGAGCCAUGACUUUACCAUGGAGAGGGGACCGAGAUACCGGGCGUACUCUGAGCUGAGAGAAUCGAAGCUGAGGAUGAAGCAGUCUGGGCAACGGCCGGAACAGGAACAAAAAGAUGAGGGUCAAGACACCAAACUCACCCCGGCGAAGAAACAGGUCAGAUUCCAGUUGGAUUCGGGAAAUCCAAGGAAAGGGUCAUCAAUCUUGGCUCAGUCUGUCCCUGACUUCUCCUCCGCUCUGAGGAAGGAGAACCGAAAACCCCCCAGCAGGGUGUACGAGCUCACCCCACCAUCGAAGAGCUGGUCUAGAGUGAACAGCGCGGGGACCAAUCCAAGAGGAAGCAAGUCGGCGAGUGGGGUAGAGAAGAAGAGCGGGGGGUUGAUGGCAAGGAAGAGCUGUGUGAGUCUUGAGGAAUUGAAGGGAUUGGCCUCUGCUGCAGGGAAUGCCAUUAACAAUGGAAGUGGGGCUGUUUCUGGACAAAGAAAGUUCAUGAUUUGAAUUCUUUCACGCCAGAUUGUCUGCCCUAUCAGAUGCAAUACCUUGUAUUUCCGAUUCGUAACUAUUGGUGCCGAGAGAGAGAGAGAGAGAGAGAGAGAGAGAGAGAGAGAGAGAGAGAGAGAGAGAGAGAGAGAGAGAGAGAGAGAGAGAGAUCGAUUUCGAUCUUGUAGCUCGAAUGUGGGGCUUGAAGUUGUGCUGUAACGAAGGGAGUCUGUUUCUUUAUUUCA
This is a messenger RNA of Punica granatum (pomegranate), 1132 nucleotides long. The record is from RefSeq and is a predicted model, not a curated record. Lineage: Eukaryota; Viridiplantae; Streptophyta; Magnoliopsida; Myrtales; Lythraceae.